This is a messenger RNA of Phytophthora nicotianae INRA-310, 1404 nucleotides long. RefSeq lists its product as hypothetical. The coding region runs from base 124 to 1296 and encodes 390 amino acids. The record is from RefSeq and is a predicted model, not a curated record. The transcript has a single exon. Lineage: Eukaryota; Oomycota; Peronosporomycetes; Peronosporales; Peronosporaceae. Gene Ontology annotation, cellular component: nucleus; chromatin. Gene Ontology annotation, molecular function: histone H3K36 methyltransferase activity; protein binding. Gene Ontology annotation, biological process: regulation of DNA-templated transcription.
CUGCACUUUGUCAAAAGCUGCCUACUAGUGUCAAGUGCAGCUGUGAAACACAGUGUGAGACGUGCCAAAUCCCCAGCCAGAAGGCUGUCCACAGUUCUCAAUCGCAAGUCCAGACAACGUAGCAUGGGCAAGACCGUUGGGCGCGGAGGGAAGUCCACAAUUCUCUCCUACGCUGCACGUGCGGCCAAAGCCAAGAAGCGUCGACCGAGACGUGUUGACUGGACGGUAUCCAAAUCGCGCAAAAAGUUUCGGGUGGAUCGGCGUGCGCCAGUGCGGGACUCGAAGCGCUGCUAUCACGCGGCGACGAUGAAGGUCUGCAAGAGGGGGAACUUUCCUCUUGCUGCCGACGCAGCUCCGAUUGGCCGCGUAGCGCAGACGCCGCUUGAGCUGCUAGAUGAGGAGGGGGAGGAAGCUGCCGACGCAGAGGUUGGAGAGACAGCGAGCCUGGAGACCUAUUUCGACGGGGUCUCGGAGGGAGCUGCGGCACUUACUUGUGCUAACGAGGCACGUAUAGCACUCCCAGAGAACGUUGGCGCGUCCCUCAUCUCUCAGGACGCUCAAGCGCACGGAAAACCUGUUGUUAUCGACUUAACCAGUGGUGACGAAGAGCAAGCAGUGUCGUCAAUCCGUCAAUCUGAAUGCUUCUCCACCGAAGUCGUCCAGUGGCCGCGCGGAGUCACGCCUUCGAGCAAGCUAAGUAACCCUACCAAUAUUCGCUUUCGAGAUAUCGGAGCUACUGACUGGUGCGGUUGCACUUCCACCUGUGAGCGGGAGAGUUGUGAUAACGCCUUCACUGAAAUUUAUUGUACUUCGCGGAACUGUCGGGUAGGAAGCAAGUGUGGAAACCGAUUGGUGGACUUUGGGGGUAUUGAGCUUCGGAAAGGCUGCGCAGGGUAUGGAGUAGUAGCAACAUCGUUUAUCCCGGAAGGAGCUAUAGUGGGUGAGUACACUGGAGUUCUCACAACUCAUGAUUUCGAGAAAGAUGAUGAACGAACGAGCGACUACGCCUUGGGUCUAGCAACUGCAGAUGUAAAGGGUCGAAAGGUCUACAUCGACGCGAAGACGCAAGGAGGGUUGACAAGGUUCAUCGACCACUCGUGUGAUGCAGCCGCCGGGUUUUUUGAGAUGCAGUACCGUCGGCAGACACGCGUUGCCGUGAUCGCUCUUCGGGAUAUCCCUGUCGGAAAAGAGAUUACGGUUGACUACAAUGACAUUUGGUUUGAAUGUGUAUGCAAGAGCCCAGGGUGCAGAAAUCCAGCAAAGCCGACGCAGCCCGAAGUAAUUGAGAUCGAGUAGGUUCCAUCCGCAGUGAUAAGAACACAAAAAAAAAAUCAUUUUGAAGCUGAGGGAUUGCAUUUAUCUAUUCCAAUACUACUGCACAGCUUCGUCUGUUGUGUCCACUAA